This is a messenger RNA of Vitis riparia (riverbank grape), 1018 nucleotides long. Its product is annotated as DNA (cytosine-5)-methyltransferase CMT2-like. The transcript has 4 exons. Gene Ontology annotation, cellular component: nucleus. Bases 199 to 786 code for a protein of 195 amino acids. The record is from RefSeq and is a predicted model, not a curated record. Lineage: Eukaryota; Viridiplantae; Streptophyta; Magnoliopsida; Vitales; Vitaceae.
CUCCUUGUUCUUUCUCGACUUCCGCUGCCGGAACCCUCACUGCUAUCUAGCCGGCGCCAUCGGAGUGCCGACCAAGCGCAAGGCUGCGGCCGAGGAGUCUCCGAGCAUCGGACUUCUUCGAGGAAGACUAGGAGAGCAGAUCUAGCCGGAGCGCCGGCGCUGAGAGUGUCGCCGAGGACGUGUUCAUAGAAGGGGAAGAUGCCUGAGGAAUCUGGGAAUGUUGUGUGCAAUGCAAACGGAGACGUAAAGGUUGAAGCAGAGUCUCUGAGGUCUAAGCCUGCGGUUUCGUCGAAGCAGGGGAAGCGAGUGGGUCUCUCCGGAGAUUCAGUCUCCAAUGUAGGGACGCCGGAGGACGGGAAAUUCCCGGCGAAGGAGUCGGUUAGCUCUGAGAGAGUGAGUUAUUUGAAGAAGGGGAAGAAGCAGGAAUCGGGUAAUGUGGUGUAUAAUGGAGAUGGAAAGGUAAAAGUUAAGGCUCAGAUUAGCCAUGUGAACGGGUUUUUGUCUAAGAGAAAGAUGAAAAAAGAAGAGGUGGAGGAAGGUGAUUGCCGGUUGGUCGGAGAAGUUAUUCCGCAUGAGGAAGCUCGCCAACGGUGGCCCGAGCGGUAUGAGCCUAAGAAGAAGAAUACGCAGGCUUCUGGAUCAAAAAGCCCCAAAGAUAAGGAUGAUUCAGAGGAGAUAGUGAAAGCUCGAUGUCAUUAUAGGCAAGCAGAAAUUGAUGGAUGUGUCAUAGUCAACCUAAAUGAUGAUGCUCAUGUAAAAGACUUAACCAACAACAGCUACGAAUGAAACAAGGAUCAAAUGCUAAAUCAUUUCAAGACCAUAAAUUGACUUGAGCAUGGAGUAUGUAAUCACGACCAGAAAGAAGAAUCGGUAGAGCUUGCUGCUGUACAUCUGUGGGCACAAUAAAUUCGACCUCUUUUAUUUUGAAACAGAUUAGAGCAAUAUUGUUGUAGUCAAUUCUUGGAAAUAUUUUGAGUUUGUGCAUAAUACACAAGAUUAGAGACUCUGUUUCAACCUU